This is a messenger RNA of Scatophagus argus, 403 nucleotides long. It is a transcript of the gene tomm6, whose product is annotated as translocase of outer mitochondrial membrane 6 homolog (yeast). NCBI's taxonomy places the organism in Eukaryota, Metazoa, Chordata, Actinopteri, Scatophagidae. The record is from RefSeq and is a predicted model, not a curated record. The transcript has 3 exons. Bases 35 to 229 code for a protein of 64 amino acids. Gene Ontology annotation, cellular component: mitochondrial outer membrane translocase complex.
UGUCAUUAGUUGCCACCGCACGCACGUGAACAAAAUGAGCGGAUCAAACGGCAAAAAGGGCUCUUCCUCCCAUGUGGUGGAGUGGAUCGGUUCUGUUUGUCGAUUUGCAACAGACAGAAACGACUUCAGAAGGAAUCUUCUGGUCAACCUGGGCUUGUUUGCAGCUGGUGUUUGGGUUGCAAGAAAUCUCUCAGAUUUUGACCUGAUGUCUCCUCAGCCUGUGACAUAACCCGGUCAAACCACAUCACUGCCAAAACCAGGAUGAUGUUGCUGUCAGACCAAACGUAGAACAGCUGUUGCAUCGCAGCAACGUGGCCGUGAUUGAUGUCUGCCACUCACUGGACAGGCCCGCCAUCACUGACCCACUCAGAGGAGAGCUAAAGAGCACGACACGAGAUUUACU